ACAAAAUCGAUGAAAUUGCUUGGUAUCACCGUGCGAGACUGAUACGGCGAGGUUGUUCCUAUAUGGAAGCUGGUGCUGUCACAACUCAGUAACAGUUGCUCUCCGGACAGCACUUGAGCAGUUUGAACUGAAAAUCGAUCAUCUCGUGAAGAUAAACGCGAAUAUAAUGUAUAUAACGGUGGAACGUUUGCACAAGAACUCAUUUUGCAUUUUAUUUCGUGCCGGUAAACAACUUCCACGUGGAAAUGUGAUAACUAUGUUCAUUGACAGACAAUACAAACCAAUGGAGGAUGCUUGGAUAUUUCUACACAGUGUAUCUGAACAUGUGUAAGCCUAUGCAGAAUCAACUAUAAACAAACUGGUUGCAUUUCAUGCGGGUCGACACUGUGAUGCAAAAUUGGUUCACGAACCAGGAACACCUAACUCAAGACAAAUCUGGAAUCAUGAAGUUGAGACAUCUCAUCAUGGCAAUUUUAAUAAUCUCGUUGAUCUAUAGUGUAAGUGGGAGAGCUAUACGCAAAUCGUGCGGGAAAUAUUUAGCCGAUCGUAUUUCCGAUAUUUGCAAGGCACGAGGAGGAUAUCUUCAACUGAGCCCUUCAACUACACAGCGUCAAAGUCAUCAUCGCAUCAAACGUGGAAUAGUAGACGAAUGUUGCAAAAGAAGUUGCACGGAUGCUACUUUGACACAGUAUUGCAUGGAUAAUAACAACGUUUUAGAGGAGCCAAUAGAAUAUGUCCAAGCAGUCGAAACGAACAAAUCCUCAAUGGAAACACAAACAGAAAAGUCUGUGAAACAAAUGUUAUUCUCGACGAAGUACCCAGUCAGGAUUCUCCCGAUCGAAAUAGGCACCGUUCGACCAGAGUUCAAUAAUAUCAAUGCAAAAUAUAUUACAAACCGGCGUAACCAGUACAUACACUAGACACAUAUCUUUAGAAAAGUCAUUUUUGUGAUAUAAGAAUAAUUUCUUAGACGAACUGAGAGAAUACCGACGCAAUCAGUUGGUUCGACUGUGAUUGAAAAUAAAAUUUCUAGUCAUCGAAUGUUAUCAUUUGCAAAUUAAAAAAUAAGUUACUCCAAAUUGAAA
Messenger RNA from Toxorhynchites rutilus septentrionalis, 1085 nucleotides. Its product is annotated as insulin-like growth factor I. The record is from RefSeq and is a predicted model, not a curated record. The transcript is spliced from 3 exons. NCBI's taxonomy places the organism in Eukaryota, Metazoa, Arthropoda, Insecta, Diptera, Culicidae. Gene Ontology annotation, cellular component: extracellular region. Gene Ontology annotation, molecular function: hormone activity. Bases 372 to 920 code for a protein of 182 amino acids.